Messenger RNA from Loxodonta africana (African savanna elephant), 9824 nucleotides. It is a transcript of the gene TOB1, whose product is annotated as transducer of ERBB2, 1. The transcript is spliced from 2 exons. Lineage: Eukaryota; Metazoa; Chordata; Mammalia; Proboscidea; Elephantidae. Gene Ontology annotation, biological process: regulation of gene expression. Gene Ontology annotation, cellular component: cytoplasm; nucleus. Bases 447 to 1481 code for a protein of 344 amino acids. Gene Ontology annotation, molecular function: transcription corepressor activity. The record is from RefSeq and is a predicted model, not a curated record.
GCGCCGCGGCAGAAGGAGCGAAACUCUGGCCCGGUGCGGAGUGGGCGUAUUACGGGGACACUGGGCCGCAGCACCGGGCUGUGUGGAGAAGUGAGUGCGCUCGCCUGCCUCCGUCCCCGCCACCCCGAGCCAGAAGACCGCGAGCUCCCGAGGCCCUCCCCGAGGUCUCCGUCCUCCUCCCCGGCCCCCGCCGCCGUCUCGCACUCACCUCGCCGCUCCCGGCCGUCCCCGUGUCCCCGCCCUGCCGCCCCUUCUCCCCUGCCGGGCGGCCGCGUCCGAGGUGGAAGCAGCCCCGAAGCAUCCCGAACAAGACCCACUCAAGGUGAAGGAUAAUCUACUAAUACCAGCACUUUGAAUGAAAAUUUGUUUCUCUGCCACAAACUGAACACUUUAUUUUUAUUUUUUGGCGAGGGGGUUGAAACACCUGAUUUUGUGGCAUAGCAGCUAUGCAGCUUGAAAUCCAAGUAGCACUAAAUUUUAUUAUUUCAUAUUUGUACAAUAAACUUCCCAGGAGACGUGUCAACAUUUUUGGUGAAGAGCUUGAAAGACUUCUUAAGAAGAAAUAUGAAGGGCACUGGUAUCCUGAAAAGCCAUACAAAGGAUCAGGGUUUAGAUGUAUACAUAUAGGGGAGAAAGUGGACCCAGUGAUUGAACAAGCAUCCAAAGAGAGUGGUUUGGACAUUGAUGAUGUUCGCGGCAACCUGCCACAAGAUCUUAGUGUUUGGAUCGACCCAUUUGAGGUUUCCUACCAGAUUGGUGAAAAGGGACCAGUGAAGGUGCUUUAUGUGGAUGAUAAUAAUGAAAAUGGAUGUGAGUUGGAUAAGGAAAUCAAAAACAGCUUUAACCCAGAGGCCCAGGUUUUUAUGCCCAUAAAUGACCCAGCCUCAUCAGUGUCCAGCUCGCCAUCACCUCCCUUUGGUCACUCGGCUGCUGUAAGCCCUACCUUCAUGCCCCGGUCCACUCAGCCUUUAACCUUUACCACUGCCACUUUUGCUGCCACCAAGUUUGGCUCCACCAAAAUGAAGAAUAGUGGCCGUAGCAACAAGGUUGCACGUACUUCUCCUAUCAACCUCGGCUUGAAUGUGAAUGACCUCUUGAAGCAGAAAGCCAUUUCCUCCUCAGUGCACUCUCUGUAUGGGCUUGGGCUGGGUAGCCAGCAGCAGCCCCAGCAGCAGCAGCAGCCAUCCCAGCCUCCGCUGCCACCACCACCACCGCAGCAGCAACAGCAGCAGAAAACCUCUGCUCUUUCUCCUAAUGCCAAGGAAUUUAUUUUUCCUAAUAUGCAGGGUCAAGGUAGCACCAAUGGAAUGUUCCCAGGUGACAGCCCCCUUAACCUCAGUCCUCUCCAGUACAGUAAUGCCUUUGAUGUGUUUGCAGCCUAUGGCGGCCUCAACGAGAAGUCUUUUGUAGAUGGCUUGAAUUUUAGUUUAAAUAACAUGCAGUAUUCUAACCAGCAAUUCCAGCCUGUUAUGGCUAACUAAAAAAAGCAAAAAUGUAUCGUACACGUUCAAAUGCACGGCCCAAGGGGUUUUUUUUUUUUAAUACCUCCUUGAGAUUUUUUUUUUAAGCUAGUAGUAAGGAUACAUUCAAGCUUGGUUACAAAAAUAAAACGUGCGUCAUUUUUCAUUUGCCAACCAAGCACAAAGUUAUUUUAUACUGACUGUAUAUUUUAAAGUAUACUCUCAGAUAUGGCCUCUUACAGUAUUUAAGAUAUAGCAAGGACAUGGCUGAUUUUUUUUUAUAUAUAUAUAAAAAAUUGGCACUAAUAAGUGGGUUUAUUGGUCUUUUCUAAUUGUAUAAUUUAAUUUAGUACAAAGUUUGUAAAAUAUCAGAGGAUAUAUAUAUUGUUUCUACGACAUGGUAUUGCAUUUAUAUCUUUUUACUACAGUGAUCUGUGACAGCAGCAGCUUCAUGUUGUAUUUUUUUUACUGAAAUUGUAAAAUAUCCAUCUUAAAGACAUCAACUAUUCUAAAAAUUGUGUACAGGAUAUUCCUUUAGUGGUGGAAUUAAAAUGUACGAAUAUUUGCUUUUUCAAAAAAAUGUAUUUUCUGUUAAAGGUUUAAAGAUUUUUGCUAUAUAUUAUGGAAGAAAAUGUAAUCGUAAAUAUUAAUUUUGUACCUAUAUUGUGCAAUACUUGAAAAAACGGUAUAAAAGUAUUUUGAGUCAGUGUCUUACAUGUUAAGAAGGACUGAAAUAGUUUAUAUUAAGUUUGUAUUAAAAUUCUUUAAAAUUAAAAAUGCCUGUUGUGGUCUUUGUUUUUAAGCCUUUGCUAAAGGUCUACCUCUGCAGUUAUUAUGUCGUAAGUGCUAAUGAUGCAGAAGGGUCUGACUCAUUGAGUCACAGAGGAAUAAUGGAAAGCCGUUGUUCUGCUGGUACACCAAGCCAUGGUUUGCCACAGGAAAAGUUGUCCUGCCAAACUGCACUGCCUGACCACUGCUUGGGACAGCUUUAUUUUUUAACAACUCUAUUCAGUCCACAUUUUUCCUCCCCAGAAUGGGGGUGGUAUGUUAGGUCUAGUCAGCACUAAUUUUUGUAUCAAGUUUUACACGAUGGUGUCAUGCUGUCACCUAGGAGAGUCAGGUGGUAAAAUGAAAUUCACUCUGCAAUCUGAGAGGGUUUAUUUGAAAUGUAUAUGGAGAGAGCAGCAAUUGGAUCAGUUUUGCGUUUCUGCAUGAGAGAUGAAUAGCUCAGAAAACUUGCUUGGACAAAGCAGCUGACCUGACUAUUUAAAAAGAGAAGAUUUAGGUCUGUUUACUAAUACUUAUGCUUAAAGUUCAGUCAUUGUAUGUAGCUGGAGGAUUUAUGAUCAAAAUUUACUCAAAGUUGGACAGGUUGCUAAGUGUUAGUAUCGUGUUUAUUUUCCCAGGAAAAAAAGUUACGUAACAGUUUUUUUUUUUUUUUUUUGCACAAGUGAGUAACCAAACUGCUGGUCUUGGGGGUUUAAAGAUUAGUAAUGGUAAUAUGUGAAAUUUUAAUGGUUUAGUGAAGAUGGAAUUUUUAAAAAGUGAUAAGGAGUUGGAAGGAAGAGACACUCUUUUUAAAGUAAAAUGGUGAGUCAUUUCACAUUAAAUGCCCAUUGAUACAGUGUUGACAGUAUUGGUGAGAAAAUUGUCCUAAAUUGGAAGAAAAAAUAAAACUUUCUCUUUACUAUUAUAGUAAGAAACCAGCACUGUCUGGGUUAUCAGUGAAAUAAAUUUUGCCUUAAUGUGUUCUUUGGACACCAGUCUACAAAAGCAUUUUGUCACUUACCCAUGCAGUUUAGAGCAAUAACAAGUUUUAAGGAAACAAGCACUGGAAAUACCAGAGCUAAGCUGUUCCAUCAGCACCAUGGUGAGGCCUUUGUCCUUUGGCGGACAGAAUGAGGCUAUGAAGAACUAUUGGAGGAGUGAGUGGAGAUGGCAGAGACCCGGUCUGCCAACACCAUCAAUUAUGUGCUUUUGUGAUCACGGAGUUUGAAUAGCUGUAAGAAUAAAUCAGGGUAAUGGUUUUAAGCAUUUCGUUUUUGUUAGAGAUGUUUUUGGUGAAGUUAUCAUGGGUUUAACUUUGAUGAAAACCGCCUUUUUUUUUUAAAGGAAGAAAGGCUCAAAUUAACAUUUUUUUGAAAAGCAGGAUAUUAAACUGGCCAGUAGGCACACAGUUGAAUCUGCAACAAAGUCUGGUGCACUAAUAAAUUCAGCUUUUAAAUAUUGAGCUUAAUGUAAGUAUGAAUAUCUGUUUUAGAUUAUUUUAAAUUUGUAUUGACAAAAGUCUUAAGGAAGUUGCAUCGUGGUACAUAAUGUGGGUUUGGCAUUUGAGAAGGAUAAAGUUGUAUUUUAUCUUGAUGGGUUUCAAGGAAACAGGUUGAUUUCCUUGAGGACAUUAAUUUUUUUUUUUUUAAGGAAUGAACAAAGGCUCUGUUCUCAUGCCCUUUUUGCUCAUUAGGAAUGAAGGAAAAAAAAAGGUGCUUUUAUCUAGCACAUUUUAGAAAGUGUUAGAAAAGCUUACAUCUUGGUCCCAAAUCUUCUCUACACAGUGCCAUCAUAUUUUUGACCCAGAGGUUUUGGUUGACAGCUUGAUAAUAAUAGGCCUUUCUCAUCCCUUUGACUUUGGUACUAUAGAUACUGUAGCAGCCUCUGUAUGCCAAGGAUAUUCCCUAUCCUGUUGUCCAAAAUGCUGCCUUAGAGACUACAUAGGUCAGUGUUUCCUGAGGAAGAUAAUACAGACCAAAAAACAGCCUUCUGAGUUUAGUGUAUUCCUGUGCUGCCCAAACCUGGAUCUAUUCUAAAAUCAGGUGUUAAUUCUCCUUUGAAUAGCUUUAAUCCAUAAUGCAUGGCAAAUGUAGGCUUUCUUCAGUCAAAAUGCCUCCUUCAAAAUAACGGCAGUCUUAUUUACUGUAAUUAGCUAACCUUUGAAGGAGCCCUGGUGGCCUGGUGGGUAAGAGCUUGGCUGCUAACUGAAAGUUCAGUGGUUCAAACCCACCAGCUGCUCCUCGGGAGAAAGAUGUGGCAGUCCGCUUCCAUAAAGAUUUCAGCCUUGGAAACCCUAUGCGGUGGUUCUACUCAAGGGUGACAGGUUUAGUUAACUUUUGAAGGUGUUCAUUUCAUUUGCAUAUAAGUUGAGGUAUAGGUAAUUAGCAAAUUUUCAGGACUUAGGUUAUUUUAAAAUAAACCAAUAGGUUAUAUUUAAAAUAAGUUUAAAUAUGUCAAAGGGGCAUAAUUUUUGUAUGUGUAACACAGGAAUGCCACAUAUACAGAAAAUGCCUCUUUGGACAUACUUUAGCUCAUGAAGAAAAGUGCUGGUUGGAGACUUCACUCCACACCCUUUCCUUGCACAAGCAGAAAUAGUAUAAGCAUGGCACAUCAAAUAUAUAUCCUUGCUUGACUAGAAUGGCAUGAUUUGUCAGAAGCAGGAUAACUCUAGGGCAAGAUCCAAAAAAACCCCACUGUUGUGGAGUCGAUUCCGACUCAGCAGCCCCAUAGGGUUUCCAAAGCUGUAAAUCUACGGAAGCUGACUGCCACAUAUUUCUUCCAAGGAGCUGCUGGUGGUUUCAAACCAUCCACCUUUCAGUUACCAGUUGGUCACUGUAACCACUGUGCCACCAGGGCUCCUUAGUGCAAAAUCAGUUAAAUGGAAAACAGCGUUAUUAGAAGGCAAAUAUGGAAAAUCACCAUCGCUGAACAAAACCGAUGAUGUUGUUUGGUCUGUCAAUCAGGUGAUACUUAGUUUGUCCCAGGACGUCUCUUGAGACCAGAGUUCUUAGUUUUUGUGGUACAUUAGGAAGGUAUUUUGUUUGUUUAAAGGAACUGGAAUCCAAUUGUGAGUACGAUUUGGAAAAUCAGUACAACACUUGUGUUUUUUAAAGCCAUUCUUUGAGGUUUUAAAUGAUUCCGUUAACAAAUACUCAAAUAACUGGUUUAAGCACUCGGCUGCUAACCAAAAGCUCAGCAAUUCAAACCCACUAGCAGCUCCAAGGGAGAAAGAUGUGGCAGUCGGCUUCUUUAAGGAUUACAGCCUUGGAAACACUAUGGGGCAGUUCUGCUCUGUCCUGUAGUGUUGCUGUGAGUCAGAAUAGACUCAGUGGCAACAGGUAUGUGCCAAACACAGCUCUAACCCAGUUUCCAGAUGGAGGGUUGAGGCACAAGAGUGCUUAACUCACCCAAGGUGGCAUGGCCAAGAAGUGGCAGACAUGGCAAACUCAGCCUACUUCCAGAUUUCAUACUCUUAACUUCUGUGCUUUGUUGCCUCAGAUUAGUUGCUUUUCUGAUUUGAAGUCAGGGGUAUCAAAUCAUUUUUGAUGUAUUAAUCACGUGACUUACAGAGUCUCUACAAGAGCACUCACCGACAGCAAGAGCCUUAAUGAGAAGGGUCUAGUAGGAAGUUAUUACAUUAAUCAUGCUUAGAAAUCAUUAUGAUGUCUUAAGAAAGAUACUUUGUAUUUCCAUUGGCCAUAAACUAUAAUCAUAGGCUGUUUGGAAAUGUCUUUAGAAAUGAAGAAAUUAUAUCAAUGCUCUAAUUUUGUUGAUUGUCUUAAUCAUGUAAAUUAUUUCUCUCAUUUUAGAGCUAUUGGACGAUUCCCUCAGACUAAGGGUUAUAUUGGAGCCCUGGUGGCAUAGUGGUUAAGAGCUUGGCUGCUAACAAAAAGGUUGGCAGUUUGAAUCCACCAGCCGCUCCUUGGAAACCCUAUGGGGCAGUUCUGCACUGUCCUGUAGAAUCACUAUGAGUCAGAAUCGACUCAACGGCAACAGGUUGAGGUUUUUUUGGUUUAAGGACUAGAAUUAGUGUCCCCAUUACUUCUAAAUUGUAAACAUUGACCUCUUGUGGCUAUUUUCACACCCAUCCCUUAUCUGUGUUUAUUGAUAAACAUUCUAAGGCCAGGUGAGUUACCAGUCUUCAACAAUGUCAAAUUAUUUUGAAAAACUACCAUAAGGCAAACCUUUUGUGACAGGUAAUUUCAGUAUGAUAAAUGCUCUUUCUGCUUUUAUUCUAAAACAUUAAGGAAACCAAAUGACCUUAUAUUUCAAACUGGUUCUGAAAGCCUCUGUCAAAAAAUCAAAAUGUAUUUUGGUUUGAAGUCAGAAGCAGUCACAUUUUAGAAGCAUAAGCUAUUAUGAAGUAACUUACAUUCCCUUUAGUGUUGCUAUUGGUUUAGAGCAUGUUUAAGUUGCAUAAAAAACCAACCAAACCCGUUGCCGUCAAAUUGAUUCUGACUCAUACUGACCCUAUAGGACAGAGUAGAACUGCCCUAUAAGGUUUCCAAGGAGCACCUGGUGGAUUUGAACUGCCCAUCUUUCUGAUUACCAGCUGUAGCUCUUAGCCACUACGCCACCAGGGUUUCCUUCAGUUGCAUAAUAAACAGAAAAACCCGUUUUAAAAAGUACUUGGGAGAAUUUCUGUAGUUUUUGUAUAGAUUAAAUCCUAUUAUAUUAAGUGCCUAUUAUUUAGAUUUUUGGUUAGGUUGGAACUUGAUUGAACCAAAUACUGCUAAACCUGUAGACAGUUGUUUAGAGGUGUAGAUUGUAUGAAAAGCCUUGUUUUUUAUUAGAAUUUGACUUGCAAGUAGUAAACCUCUACUAACCAUUUCUCAAUAUUUUAGUUUUAAGGUUUUAGAAGACUUACUUUAUACAUAUAAUCUGUUAGUGAGAGCUUUGAGAUCAUCUUAUAAUUAGGCAAAACUUAGAAGAAAACAAUCAGGUUCAUGUCUAGAGGCUACUUGAAAUUAUGGGUCUAAUUCCUUGGUUAAGCAUAUUAAGUCAUUUGACUCUCAGGUGGCUCGGUUUCUUUAUCUGCAAAAUGGGUAUAGUGAUAUCAAGGUACUUCCUUGGAGAACUACGAGGAACUAAUCACUCUGAGAAGUUGUCAGUGAACUAAUGGAACUUGUGUUCUUAGGGGUUUACAGUAUUUGGAACCAUGAAAUUCAGGAUUUUACCCAUGUUUACUGCCCUUUGAAAUCAGGAAACUAAAUGAUACAAAAGUAAAUUGUAUCAAUGUUUUGUUAUCCAGUUAUUUGCAUCAACAGGGAAUUAAAUCAAAAUUCUAUAGUAGUAGUCUCCUAAACAAUAUCCUAUCCACAUUUCAGUAAUAAAUACUCCUGUGUUUGUAUUUCUAGUUUUGAGGCACUGAAGGAAAUCAGUGUUUUAGCAUUCUUUUUCAUACAAUCAGCAAGUUGAUUUAAACAGCAUGGACAUGUUAAUUUAGAAAUUUUUGCUGAAUUAAUGUCCAUGCUGUCAUGAAAAAUAUUGAAGAGAUUGUUCCUACUUAAACAAUACAAGCCGAGGAAUAGGAGUAGUGAAAAUGUAGCUCAGGAUACAUGCCAUACGGAUCAUGGUGCUACCUUUAUUUUAGUACAGGUAGAAAAGAAGAGGAGGUUUGCUUUACAGAAGGAAAAAACAUUGAGGACUUGGAAGGGAAAACACAUUCCGUCUGGCAUUAUGAGUACUUUACUUCACUGAUAAAAUAUGACCAGUGUGCAGAACAGAGAACAGGUGUAAAAUAUUUUUAGACAAACCUUGGCAUACAUUGUAGGUCGCAUCCCUUCUGUCUAUACACUCCGUAAGUGUUUAAAAAAUAAUUAUGGAAAAACCACAUUGACAAAAUGAGCUAGACAUUGCUUUUAUGUUUGCGUUUUUUUUUUUUUUUUGCACUGAAUGGUAAAGUCAAACAAGCUGCCUUCCCAGCCAUCAGGUUGCAGCUAUUUUUAAACGCUGGUUCUCCACAUGCCCUUCUACAGCUCUUGAGGUCUCCUUUCUCUUCCUUCCUUAGUGCUGUUGAGAGAGUUGGAAGAAUAUGGAGCCAUAGCCUUUUCCGGAGUGUAAAGCCUGGGUUGUGACACCCACAAACCAGAUUCUGACUUAAAACACUUUUAUGCUUUCUUUAGGCCAGGAAGAAGGUGGGACAAGCAUGGAUAUGGGAUCAGUCUGGCUUGGUUUCUGGCAAAUGGGUAUAAAUUGAUGCCUCUGGAUACUGAUAGAGGAGGGUAGCCUGCUGAGAGUUUGGUUUAAGACAUAGAAUUAUAGGACCCUGCAAAUAUUGUCUGUUUUAGCUCAGGGUCUAGAUAACCCCAUGACACAGGUUCAGUAGCCCUUUUUCUAUUUUGAACUAAAUGCAGGUGCUCUUUUUCAGGGGACUUUUCUUCACUACUCUUCUACCUCCAAUCAGUUCAUUUCUAGUGAGGAUGAAGGUUAGCGGGUUUGCUCGUUUUGUUUUGUAAUGAGCAAGCCUGUUCUCUUUUCCUUCAGAGUACCCAGAUCUGGCUCCUGUCCUCAGAGGUCUUUUCCCAGAAAGAACUCUCCUUGUUUUGUAAACUACCUGGCAUAGAGCUCUAGUGACUUACUUUCUGUUAACGCCCUUCAAUUUCCAGGAAACGUGGUGAGGAUCUCUAAACCAUUUCAAUACAAUACUUAAGAUAGCUGCAAUCCCUGGACAGACUUUCUAGAAACUAAGGUGUCACCAGAGGCCUUUUAGCUAAAUACUUUGAGAACAACCCAGUUUUCACAGAGCUAUAGAGGAUUUUACCUGGGGAAGCGUCAUCUUUUGGGAUCUUACAAAAGAUUGGAAAGAAGGAAGAAAACUUUUUUUUUUUUUAUCUUAGGAAUAAAUGAUUUUUUGGAAAGAGACUCUUAUUAUCUGAACUACAGAAGUUCAAAGAACUUUUCAGGUCCUGUUUAAGAGGAAUAGAGAGAUGGCGGUAAGACCUUAUCUUCCUAGGAGUCUCUGCCAGAAGAGAGGGUCUGGCAGGUAGAAGAGGGCUGAAGGUAUGUCUCCUCUAUCUGCCUUUCCUUUCAGGUUCCAGAAAGGUGGAAAGAGCAGUUUAAAAGUGUCUCAGUUAUCUAGUGCUGCUAUAACAGAAAUACCACAAAUAGAUGACUUUAACACACAGAAACUUAUUCUUUCAUAGUCUAGGAGUCUAGAAGUCCAAAUUCAGGGCACCAACUCCAGGAGAAGUCUUUGUCUCUUGUCAGCUCUCGGGGAAGGUCCUUGUCAUGAAUCUUCCCCUGGUCUGGGAGCUUCUCAGCAUAGGGACUCAGGGUCCAAAGGACAUGCUCUGCUCCUGGUUCUUCUUGCUUGGUGGUAAUGAGGUCUGUCUCCUCUCUGCUCAAUUUUCUCUUUUAUAUCUCAAAAGAGACUGACUCAAGAUACAGCCUAAUCCUGUAGAUUGAGUCCUGCCUCAUUAACAUAACUCCCUCUAAUCCUACCUCAUUAACAUCAUAGAGAUUAGGAUUUACAACACAUGGGAUAAUCACAUCAGAUCACAAAAUGGCGAAUCACAUAAUACUGGGAAUCAGGGCCUAGCCAAGUUUUGGGGAAUACAAUUCGACCCAUAACAAAGAGGAAGCCUCUGUAUGCAU